AGCGUAAUGUUUUGUCUAAAUUUGACCACCAGUCGUCCUCUGUACUGAACAAUCCGUCGCCCUUCAACCUAACACUGGUGCUCCACUUACCUGCAGCAGACACACCACAAACCAUGGCGGGGACAAUUGCACGGAAAGCUAUUGAUCACCUGAAGAGUAAAGAAUUCAGGGAUUAUUUGACGAGGUAUCAUUUCUGGGGUCCUGUGGCAAACUGGGGACUUCCUAUUGCAGCCAUCUCAGACAUGAAGAAGAGCCCUGAGAUUAUCAGUGGCAGAAUGACCUUUGCUCUGUGCUGCUACUCACUGCUCUUCAUGAGGUUUGCCUACAAAGUGCAGCCCCGCAACUGGUUGCUGUUUGCAUGCCAUUUGACCAAUGAGUCAGCUCAGUUAGUCCAAGCAAGUCGUCUCAUCAAAUACAACAUGGAGAAGAAGAUGUCAUCUUAGUGAUGGACUGAAGCAGAUUCAGAGACACCAUGCUGCUCCAACAGCUGCCUAAACCUGGACAUCAAAACUCAUGGAUCACAUCUUAUUAAAAAUGUGGCACUUCAACAUUUGUCAUCUGACGAUAGAUUGUUAUAACUGUAGAUUUUAAUCCCUUUUCUGUAUUAUCAGAAAAAACAGACAUUUUCCUCUAAUAACUAAGGUCAGCUGAUAGGAUUUCUUUUUACAUUUUUAAAAUAUUUAAGGUCACACACACUGUUAACUGUCGAGUGUCUGCUUCACACUUGCAAAGACAUUUGAACAGUCAUCGGGAUGAUAUUUCACUAUUGGGUCAUUGCCUUUAAUAUUUGUAUCACUUUUUCACUUUGUUGGUAAUAAAGAUUUCAAUGGUAUAUAAUGAAGAACAACAUCUAAAGUUAGUUCAUGCACCUUUCCACAUUGUGACUGAGCGUAUGGAUUUCAUUCAUCAACAUGUAUUUAAACACACAAACACACAGGCAGUUCAGUUGUGAUAUUGUUGUGCCUGUCAGCAAUAUUAAUAUACAAUGAAAACAGAGUGCAGUGUAAUGUAGAUCUGACUUGAGUAUGACCUUAUGGUUAAGUUAAGAGUGUCUGGGCUAUAAUUUUGCAUGGCUGUGGGAGACAAAUCUGUCAGUGCUGACCAAACCUACUAUUUGUUUUUGUCAUGUGUCAUUCAUAUUAAUUUAUUGUCUUUGUGAAAUAUUUUCCCUGAUUGAGUUGAUUCUCUGAGUUUGUUCAAAUAAACAGGCAAAGACAACUAAAACA
Sphaeramia orbicularis (orbiculate cardinalfish) is the source of this 1226-nucleotide messenger RNA. RefSeq names its product mitochondrial pyruvate carrier 1 (gene mpc1). The transcript is spliced from 4 exons. Gene Ontology annotation, biological process: pyruvate import into mitochondria. Gene Ontology annotation, cellular component: mitochondrial inner membrane. The record is from RefSeq and is a predicted model, not a curated record. Bases 114 to 443 code for a protein of 109 amino acids. Lineage: Eukaryota; Metazoa; Chordata; Actinopteri; Kurtiformes; Apogonidae.